Parathielavia appendiculata is the source of this 3198-nucleotide messenger RNA. Its product is annotated as Piwi-domain-containing protein. Gene Ontology annotation, molecular function: protein binding; RNA endonuclease activity; single-stranded RNA binding. The transcript is spliced from 5 exons. The record is from RefSeq and is a predicted model, not a curated record. The coding region runs from base 1 to 3198 and encodes 1065 amino acids. Gene Ontology annotation, biological process: regulatory ncRNA-mediated post-transcriptional gene silencing. NCBI's taxonomy places the organism in Eukaryota, Fungi, Ascomycota, Sordariomycetes, Sordariales, Chaetomiaceae.
AUGGCUGACAAUCGUGGUCAUGGUGGUGGAAGAGGCCGCGGAGGUGGCUUUGGCUUUCGGGGCGGCCAAGGUGGAGCUCCUUUCCAGGGUCGUGGCGGCGGCCAGCAAGGCGGUGGUCGCGGCGGGUCUCAAGGCGGCGGUUACCGAGGAGGCGGCCAGCAGGGUGGUGGUCGCGGAGGCGGUUACCAAGGCGGAGGUCAUCAAGGUGGUGGCCGAGGACGCCGCGGCGGCGAAUUCCGCGGCGGCGGAUCCAGGGGUGGUCGUGGGGGAAACUCUGGUGCUGAUGUUUUCAGCGCCAGCCAGGGGCCAGUGGUGGCUGAUAAGACAAUCGAAGAGCUUGAGAACCGCUGGAUCGAGCAGCACGGCAUUCCGGUCACCAAGACCUCGGCGGGUCAGCUUGAAUCCAAGAUGGCCAGCCUUUCCAUCAAGGAUGCGGUCCUCCCUUUCCGGCCCAGGUUUGGCGAAUUGGGCAAGCCGGUCACACUUUGGGCCAACUAUUUCAGGUUGAGACCCGCCGUCAAUUCCCUCUGGAGGUACGACCUCAAAGUCACUUCCAAGAGAGUGACUGAAGAACAAGCCGCCGCUGCCAAGGAAAAGCAUAAAUGGAAAGGCAAGCCGCAUCAGCCGCAGUCGGGUGACGGGCAACAGGAGGAGGUCAAGGAGCCCAAAGGCAAGAAGCUGGAAAAGCUCAUCAAGCUUGCCCUGACCCGGCUGAAUAAUGCGGUCUGUGCGACCGAAUACAAACAGCAGCUGAUCACGCUGGAGAAGCUCCAGCUCCCGGAGGGAAACAUCAUACAGCUCGACCUCGUUGAGCCCGGUCGCAAAGGCGAGACAUGGUUUGUCCGCUUUGUCGGGCCGAAAUCCAUCGACAUCGGGGGCUUGAUGACCUACUUGCAGACCCUGGACGAGACAGGCCACGAGACCGUGUUUCCUAAGUUUCCCGACGAGGUCGACGCACUCGGCAUCGUCCUGGGCCAUACUCCAAGGUCGAACCCCAACACUGCUGCCGUUGGGCGCAGUCGCUUCUUUGCCAUUGAUGACAACAGGAAGGACGGUGUAAGUCCCUAUAGAAGUCUCUUGGAGAUCCUGCGUGGCUAUGUCCAGAGCGUCCGGCCAGCGACUGGCCGGCUACUGUUAAACGCCAAUGUCACCCACGGUAUUUUUCGUCAACACGGCUCGCUGGCCGCACUUUUCGAAGAAUUCGGGCUCGUGACCCUCAACCAGCCCGAGACGCUCACUGUUGAGCAUCGACAAACUCUCGAGAAACUCCAUAAGUUUCUCAGCAAAGCCCGUAUUCGCUGCAAGGUCCCGGGUGAGGAAGUCGAGAUUGAGCGGACGAUGGCCGGUUUAGCUACGACUAGGGACGGCACAGGAGACAAUCCCAGGCCACAGUUCCAGCAUCCAAACUUCCGUUUUACUUCUCCGGCCACGGUUGAGUUCCAUCUCCGCCCACCGAGCACUCCGGGCGCGACGCCACCCCCUGGCCAUACUUUCGGGAACAUGGUUGUUGUCUCUGAUUACUACAGAGCCCGAUACGGCAUCAAUCCAAGGAUUGGCCUUCCCUUGAUCAACGUUGGGACCACAGCGAGACCCAUUUUCGUCUUGGCCGAGCACUGCACGCUGGUUCGAGGGCAAUCGGUUAAAGCAAAACCUUCACCCUCGGAGGCGGACGCGAUGAUCAAGUUUGCCUGUCGCCCGCCGCCUGCAAAUGCCGAAUCAAUCACGACUUCAGCCAGACAGCUGCUCGAGCUGGACAGCAACAAGUUGCUUAGUGAAUUCGGUAUCACGGUCGACAAGGACCUCAUUGCAGUCAAGGGCCGCGAACUUGCACCGCCGACCGUCUUGUACAGGAACCUGGUACCAGUCAAACCAGAGAAUGGGGCCUGGUUGAUGAUGAAAGUCAAGGUCGCAAGGGCCGGGUCGCCCAUCAAGAACUGGAAGGUCCUGGUGAUCGGGAGAGCGACGUUGACUGCGAUCACACCCCAUGUUGAGAAGUUCGCCAAUUUCUUGAACAACAACAUGGGCUUCCCGAUCAAUGCACCGACCAGCCUCCACCACUGUCAAGGCGAGACUGAACAGGACCUGCGGAACGCUUUCCAGGCUAUUUCGAAGCCGAAGCAGGGGCCGCCGCCGCAACUUGUUCUGGUAGUCCUUCCGAGAAAGGAUACACUUAUUUACAAUACCGUGAAGAAGCUGGCAGACGUUGACUUCGGCCUCCAAACUGUCUGUGUCCAGCAAGCAAUGCUGCUGCAGGAGAGGGGGCAGGCCGGCUACUUUGCCAAUGUUGGCCUCAAGGUGAACUUGAAGUUUGGCGGCGCCAAUCACAGCGUCGAGGAUGGCACCGGGCUCACCAAGAACACCAUGUUUGUUGGCUAUGACGUUACGCAUCCCACCAACCUUCCUGCCGGAGCUGGCGAGAAUGCGCCCAGCUUGAUCGGCCUAGUCUCGAGCCGUGACAGAGAGCUGGCUCAGUGGCCGGCCGUUACAUGGGAGACCAGAGGCCGGGUUGAAAAUGUCGGAAAAGGGGAUGACAAGGGCCAAAAGUUUGUCGGGCACUUCAAGGACCGCAUCAGGCUAUGGCAGGAUCACACUAAGCAGCUCCCGGAGAAUAUCGUCAUCUUUCGCGAUGGUGUCUCGGAAGGACAGUUCAGGAUGGUCCUCGAUGAUGAGCUGCCACACAUCCGCGAGGCGUGCCGGCAGACAUACGCAGGAAAGAAGCAGCCGCGGCUCUCUCUGAUUGUCUCUGUUAAGAGGCAUCAGACUCGCUUUUAUCCCACCGACCCGAACCACAUCCACCCCCGGUCCAAGAGCCCCAAGGAGGGGACCAUCGUUGACCGCGGUGUGACCAACGUUCGUUACUGGGACUUCUUUCUGCAGGCGCAUGCGUCACUCCAAGGUACCGCCCGUCCGGCUCAUUACACGGUUCUUCUUGACGAAAUUUUCCGAAGCGAGUUUGGCCAUAAGGCCGCCGACAUGCUCGAGAAGCUGACACAUGAGAUGUGCUACGCCUACGGCCGGGCUACCAAGGCCGUUAGCAUCUGUCCGCCGGCCUACUACGCGGACCUGGUUGCCGGGCGGGCGAGGAUUCACAAGAGCGAGCUGUUCGACGACACUCGGUCCAUGUCGUCGACGCAGCAGGCUCAGGUCUUGGGCCGGACGGUGCACCCCAAUCUCAGGAACACCAUGUACUAUAUCUGA